Messenger RNA from Drosophila guanche, 1707 nucleotides. It is a transcript of the gene RtcB, whose product is annotated as tRNA-splicing ligase RtcB homolog. NCBI's taxonomy places the organism in Eukaryota, Metazoa, Arthropoda, Insecta, Diptera, Drosophilidae. Bases 83 to 1603 code for a protein of 506 amino acids. The transcript has 2 exons. Gene Ontology annotation, biological process: tRNA splicing, via endonucleolytic cleavage and ligation. The record is from RefSeq and is a predicted model, not a curated record. Gene Ontology annotation, cellular component: nucleus; tRNA-splicing ligase complex. Gene Ontology annotation, molecular function: RNA ligase (ATP) activity.
CUCGCGGUCACACUAGCCGGAAUUCUUGCGAAAUUAAAUUAAUGUUUUUGGAUUAAUUAAAAAGUACGGCAAGGAUUUCACAAUGGUGGUUCGCUCUUACAAUGAUGAGCUCAAGUAUCUGGAGAAGAUCAACGACCACUGCUGGCGGAUCAAGAAGGGCUUCCAGCCGAACAUGAACGUCGAGGGCUGCUUCUAUGUGAACAGGCGCCUGGAGCAACUCAUGCUGGAGGAAUUGAAGAACUCGUGCCGUCCGGGAGCAGUGGGUGGCUUCCUGCCCGGCGUCAAGCAAAUCGCAAAUGUGGCCGCCCUGCCAGGUAUUGUGGGUCGCUCCAUCGGCCUGCCCGACAUACAUUCAGGCUAUGGAUUCGCCAUCGGGAACAUGGCCGCAUUUGACAUGGAUAAUCCCCUGUCGAUAGUGAGCCCUGGCGGCGUUGGCUUCGACAUCAAUUGCGGUGUCCGCCUGCUGCGCACUAAUCUUUACGAGAAGGAUGUGCAGCCGGUGAAGGAGCAGCUGGCACAGUCUCUGUUCGACCACAUACCUGUGGGCGUGGGCUCAAAGGGCAUCAUUCCAAUGAACGCACGCGAUCUGGAGGAGGCCCUGGAAAUGGGAAUGGACUGGUCGCUGCGCGAGGGCUACGUCUGGGCCGAGGACAAGGAGCACUGCGAGGAGUACGGCCGCAUGCUGAACGCUGAUCCCGCCAAGGUUAGCAUGCGGGCUAAGAAGCGUGGCCUGCCGCAGCUUGGAACUUUGGGCGCGGGCAACCACUAUGCAGAGAUUCAGGUGGUGGACGAAAUCUACGACAAGUGGAGCGCCUCCAAGAUGGGCAUCGAAGAGAAGGGCCAAGUGGUCGUCAUGAUACACUCAGGAAGCCGUGGCUUUGGUCACCAAGUGGCCACCGAUGCGCUGGUUCAAAUGGAAAAGGCCAUGAAACGCGACAAGAUAGAGACCAACGAUCGGCAGCUGGCCUGCGCCCGCAUCAACUCUGUUGAGGGACAGGACUACCUCAAGGCCAUGGCAGCGGCUGCCAACUUCGCCUGGGUCAACCGCAGCUCCAUGACCUUCCUCACACGCCAGGCAUUUGCCAAGAUGUUUAACACAACUCCAGACGAUCUCGACAUGCAUGUCAUCUACGAUGUCUCCCACAACAUCGCCAAGGUGGAGAACCACAUGGUGGACGGCAAAGAGCGCAAGCUGCUCGUCCACCGCAAGGGCUCCACGCGCGCCUUUCCUCCUCACCAUCCACUGAUUCCUGUGGACUACCAGCUGACUGGCCAGCCCGUACUCGUGGGCGGCACCAUGGGCACCUGCAGCUACGUGCUGACUGGCACAGAGCAGGGCAUGAAGGAGACCUUCGGCAGCACCUGCCACGGAGCUGGUCGCGCCUUGUCACGUGCCAAAUCCCGCCGUAAUCUUGACUACAAGGAGGUGCUGGACAAGCUCGAGCAAAGCGGCAUUGCCAUACGCGUAGCCUCUCCCAAGCUAGUCAUGGAGGAGGCUCCCGAGUCGUACAAGGAUGUAACCGAUGUCGUGGACACCUGUCACGCUGCGGGCAUUAGCAAGAAGUGCAUCAAAAUGCGUCCCAUUGCUGUUAUCAAGGGCUAAAAGCUGUCUGUACUCGUAAGAUAUUUAUUUGUGAUUAAAUCGACGAAGACUUAUAAUGACAAGAUAAUUUGUCGCUUCAAUUAAAACAUUAAAUUGUAAAGUAA